Molecule: messenger RNA, 3500 nt
Organism: Zerene cesonia (dogface butterfly)
Lineage: Eukaryota; Metazoa; Arthropoda; Insecta; Lepidoptera; Pieridae
Product: phosphatidylinositol 4-kinase beta-like
Exons: 10
Coding region: 456-2951 (831 amino acids)
Biological process (GO): phosphatidylinositol-mediated signaling; phosphatidylinositol phosphate biosynthetic process
Cellular component (GO): membrane; cytoplasm
Molecular function (GO): 1-phosphatidylinositol 4-kinase activity
Source: RefSeq, a predicted model, not a curated record
GCAACAAAAUAGAAAUUAAUUGUGAUGUUGUCUCGAUGGAAGAGUCAUCGAUUUCUUUAAUUUAAUAUUUCGUUUAGUUACGUUUACAAGCUUUUUGUAGUAUUUUUCGCAGUAAAUAUUAGUUUUUAUAGCUUGGUACGAUUUUGUUUUUGAAUUUCUACAUCUGUGGCCUGUGUACAUUUCAAGACAAACCAGUUUAAAAGUUGACUGUCGAAGUCAGUUCCUUAACAAAAGUGGAUCAUGUUGAUAUAUUGUUAAUUUAAUCAAUUCUAUAUAAUUUAAGAAUUGCUCAUACUUUUACAUAUUCGUUGUUGACUUUCGUUUCAAGUAGAUGUGGGUAUAUUUUGAGUAGACAAUUGUGUGGACUAUCGACGACGCCAUGUUGUUAUUUACUCUUUGAUUUUACGCUUUUUUGUUAUGGGUUUUUUGUGUGGUGAAAACAUCAGUGCGUGAGCAUGUUGGAAGAUGUCCCUAUUCACGGUAGCCGCCUCGAUGCCAAAAACAAACCCCCUACGCAUCAAAGGAAUCUUAGCCUGGAUUUCAGACAUGUGACGGGCGCGAACGGGCCGCCAGCGGGAUGUGGCCACCAGAGGAACCGAUCUCUGGAUUCCGUUCUCCAACGGAUACCAGAGGACAUGACACCGACGUCGCCGGAGGGCGCGCCGCUUCGCAUACCGGGCGAUGUGCCCGCCCCACGGCUCGCCCUCCCGCCAGAAGUUCCCGCCGGCUCCGACGACUCUGGGAUACACACGCCACCAGACAGUCACGAUGAGGAAAGACCUACACCCGCCGCAGCAAGGUCGCGAGAAAGCCUCGAUUCUGGCAAUCCAGAAGACACAGAUAAACCCCCGGAUCCACCCGAUAUAGCUAUUACACAGUGCGUCCCGUUCACGACGACUAAAACAAUUACUGCAACUGACACUGCAAACCACAAAGACUUUCUCCUGAGAUUGUUCGAGAGUAAACUCUUCGAUAUGAGCAUGGCGAUCUCAUACCUCUUUAAUUCAAAGGAGCCAGGUGUACAAACGUACCUAGCCAACAAACUGUUCUCAUUCCCACAUGAAGACGUCGAUUUUUACCUUCCGCAAUUAGCGACAAUGUACAUAGAGAUGGGUGACGUUGCUGAAGUUUUACGGCCAUAUUUAGUGCAUAGGUGUAAACAAAGUGCUGACUUUUCGUUGCGACUCGCGUGGCUGUUGACGGCCUUCGGUGGGGACGCCAAAAGGUCUAGAGCGACGAAGUUAAGAGAUUCCAUUCUUGCUGAAGAGAUAAGGCCCGCGGCGAGAAGGGGGCACCAUAGAGCUCAUUCUGAUGCAUCUGCGUUGAGGCUUGCCACUCCAUCUGGAAGGCAUUUAGGGGACUUGGCUUCUGGAAGAGCUUUCGAUAGCGGCUGUCUGUGUGGUGAACAGUGUUCGUGCGGUGCGCCAAGGCUAGCUCCCCAAACACAGUUCCUAACAGCCCUCACGAACAUCGGGCGUCGUUUGGCUAGCGUGGCGGACAAGGAGAGACGCAACGGCCGGCUGCGAGCCGAGCUGGUAACCCUCGAUCUGAACUUGCCGGCGAGGGUCUGGCUGCCGCUGCAUAAGAAGCCCCAUUAUGUUCUCAGGAUACCGCCGCAUGCGGCCGCCGUGCUUAACAGCAAGGAUAAGGCGCCUUAUAUUAUCUACGUGGAAGUGCUCGAAACGGAGGGGCACGAGCCGCUCCCCCCUCGCCUGCUCCCCCCGGCGCCGCCCGCCCCGCACUCGCCCCCCAUCCGCCACACCAAGAGCGAGGAGAACCUAGUCCCAGAGUGGCCGAGCCUGUCCAUGUAUUCGGCUAUGGAUGACGUGGAUAAUAGUGACUGCUGGAGUCAUGAUGAUGAGGACGCCUGCUUUCAAAUGUGCCCGCCCAGAACGUGUCCGGCGCCAGAUUGCGUGUCUCAGCUGUCAGUGCAAUCGAUGCAGUCAGUACAGUCGGUACAGUCGGCAUCUUCGUGCGGUUCGCGCGAGUCGCUGGCGGUGGGCGCGGGGGAGGUGCGGCGCCGGCUGGUGGACGCCACCGCCGCGCCGCCGGCGAACGCCUUCAAGCACGACCCCCAUGACCCCUCGGCGGUUGCGCUUAAGGAGUCGUGGGAGAGCAAGCUGUCGCGCAUGCGCGCCACGUCACCGUACGGCUGCCUCGCCGGCUGGCGGCUGCUCGGCUGCAUCGUGAAGGUGGGCGACGACCUGCGCCAGGAGAUGCUGGCGGCGCAGCUGCUGCGCCGCCUGCAGGCCGUGUGGGAGCUGGAGCGCGUGCCGCUCGCGCUGCGCCCCUACGAGAUCAUAUGCCUGGACCGCGAGUCGGGCCUCAUACAGCCGGUGCUGAACUCGGUGUCGCUGCACCAGAUCAAGAAGCAGUCGGGCAAGUCGCUGCGCGCGUGGCUGGAGCUGGAGCACGGGCCGGCGACGAGCGAGGGCUUCCUGCGCGCGCAGCGCAACUUCGUGCACUCCGCCGCCGCCUACGCGCUCACCAGCUACCUGCUGCAGCUGAAGGACAGGCAUAACGGCAACAUUUUACUAGACAGCGCGGGACACAUCAUUCACAUCGAUUUUGGAUUUAUAUUUUCGAUAUCACCGAAGAACUUGGGUUUCGAGAGUUCACCGUUUAAGCUGACCAACGAGUUCGUGGAAGUAAUGGACGGCGAGAAUUCCGAUAUGUUCGCGUAUUUCAAGAUACUCAUAUUGCGCGGUCUCAUCGCGGCGCGCAAACACUGCGACCAGAUAUUGCAUCUUGUGGACACCAUGCGAAUGGGUGGUCAGCUGGCGUGUCUCCGCAGCAGCAGCGCGGUGUCGUCGUUCCGCGCGCGCUUCCACGUGGGCCGCACGGAGCCGCAGCUGCGCCAGCUCGUCGACAGACUCGUCAGUGACGCGCUACAUUCGCUCUCCACGCGGCUCUAUGAUAACUACCAGUACUAUACUAAUGGUAUACUGUAGCGCUCGCUCGCUCUACAUAGAGACUUGUAGCUACUAUUGCCAGUACUUUAUCGACAGGGUUCUGCAGCCGCACCCGCCCUCUACAUAGAGCCUCCCGGCAUCCACUGAUUCUACUAUAAAUACCAAUAGCAUACUUUGGUGCUAGCUCGCUCUACAUAGAGACCUGUAGCUGCCAUUGCCAGUACUUUAUCAAAAGCGUUGUUAAGCCGCGCUCACUCGCUCUACUUCAAAACCCGGUAUAAUGUUGACAGUCCGUAACUGCUCUACAUAGAAAAGCUCUGCAACGACACUACUUCUGCUACUAGUACUGUUUACUGUGUUGCUUAACACGCCAGAAAUACAGGAGAGACCCUGAAGCUUGGCGUAACAUUGUCUAGUUUAAAACAAGAACUUUAUUUUCAUACGUACUUUCGUACGUGAUGAAACAGCACAGACAGGAUCUUAUUCCAACAACAUGAGUGACGUCACUUUGGUAAUAUAUAAAACAAACAGUAGAAGAUGUAAAUUAAGACUCUCAGCUCUAUUUAGAAACAUCAUAUUUUUUUUUUU